GAGCCUGAACAGUGGCGGUGUCUAAUGCGUAAGGCACUUCCUUAGGGGACCUGAAUCUUGCUGUUCCUGUGUAAUGGAGUUAGGGGGGCAUGAGAGAGAAACCUCAACAAGGGACACUUUAUGGAAGGAGAAACUGAAGCCCACACAAAAUGGAGAACCAACUGAGACGACAGCUGUGAAAGAAAGUUCUUUUCUAAGGUUCCUUUCCAGGGAACAGGUUCCCUCUGAAUCUGGAUUCUUGAGGUUCACAUUUGUUCCCUCAUUUGGAAGACUGCCAAGUCAGUUUCAUGCUGUAGAUGCCACAUCAUAUCUUGUGAGAGUUUCAGAGGAUCCUUUGGAGAAGAACAAUCAAGAAAUUAGAAACGUGACUGAACUAGUUGCUAAAGGCCAGGCCAUACAAAGCAGACCCAAGAGAAACAGUGAAGCCUCUGGAUGUACAAAGAAUAUCCACGAACAUUUACAAUCACCAGAGUCUAACGUAAGCAAAGGGGAAAUGGACAGAGAUGAUCUUUUCCAAGCGGAUUUUGUCUUUGUUAUGGACUCAGAUGAAGACAAAAAGACAAUGUCAGGCAAUGGCUAUGGUCAUGCACGACCCCAGAUUUUAGACACAUCCCGUGCAUCUACAAGUUGUGAGUCAAGAGGGAAUGCAUCAAUACCAUCACACACGGAACUUCCCCACAGUUCUGCCAGUCAACAGAAACAAUGCCAGUUAACUUCUCCUCUGUCUACCUCUGGUCAUCUUUCCCAUAAAUCACCUGUUAUCCAUUCACUUUCUCCAACUAACCCAAAAGUUGAACCUGAUCUGGCUCCUACUCUUCACAAAGCCUCUUCUGUACAAGAAUCCCACAGCCAGUGGCAGUCUGCAAAUGGAUCCACCAUGCAUCAAUCCUCUACUUAUUUACAGUCUACUGCUUCUUACAGUGUCCCCUUUUCCAUAUUGAAAAGACCCCCUUUCCCAUUUAACAGCCUUUCAGACAGUGUUCAGUCACCCUGUAAUAUCCAAGCUAACAAUCUUCACAAAAUGUCUGAUUCCACCACGUCCCCUCCACCAAGCAAAUAUCUGUCUCUUGCUUCCCAGAUUUCCAGUUCAUCAGAUACUCUUCAAAGCUCAUCUCCUCACACCCUGUCUCCUCCUCCCCCCAAGAGAUUUAAUACAUUGGCUUCAGUUCCAAUCUAUAUCACAACACAUUUAUUAUCUCCUAGUCCAAAACCUCUUUCUCCCUCCUUUCAUGGUUCCUCCUCAACCAUAUGUAGCGAAAACAAUCCCUGCAGCCAAAGACCUUCCAAGGGAAAGUCUGGAAUUAGAUCCCCUCUACCAACCAGGCUCUCUCUUUUGACUGCUAUUCUAAAGUCAGGAUCUUCACCAAAGAGACCCUUUUCUCCUGCAUCUUGUCCUGCCACAUUUUCUCCCAAUUCCCUGGGCUCUUCAACACUCGCAAUAGAUCAGAAGUUUAAAACAACACCUCCAACUCCCAAUAAAUUGCCUUCAAAUUAUUCUGUGAGGUCUGAUUCACCAGGCCAAGAUGAAUAUCUCCUUUCAGUGUUUACUAAUAUACCCGAUCACAUGACCUUACCCUCAAAGUCCAGUCCUACUUUUAGAGCCAGAUCUGUGUCCCCUAAAAUUUUUCUUGAUGCUGGAGAACUUUCUCCUGACAAAUUACGUCCUUUGUCACCCACUAUUUCCACCUACAGAAAAACAGUUGUCUCUCCCCUAUUGCAUCCAACCACACUAAAUUCUUCUUUGCCUCCUCAUGUCCCAAAAAACGCUCCUCAAAUUACUUCAAAGGGGGCAUAUUCUCCUGCUCACAGAUACCGGGGGCCUGAGAAGUCUAAGAAGGUUCAUACAUACUCUCCCACUUUUACCACCAAGUCUUAUCCAGUAUCUACCCCUGCUAACAACCAACGGGACAUGUUUUCAACCCCUUCAGAAAAAUACUCUCCUGUCUCUCCAUACUUUUUGCAGCCUACUUGUAAAUCAAAAGCAUGUUUGCCACAAGUCUCUGCUAAGGAUCUAAAUGGUCAUUUAUCAGUCCCUUCACCACAUUGGCCUUUUUCUCAUAAAGGUUCUACCUCACCUACUUCUCCAGACUAUAGUGUUAGCCCCCCUUCAGUACGGAUUAAUUCCUCCUCCAUUCAUGCAAGCUACAGAGCUUGCCCCUCAUCUUCAAGACCUAGGACCCCAUUAAUGCAACCUAGAUCUCCUACCAGGGUCCGUUCACCAUGUUCACUGCUGUCAACAUCCAGGGAAUCAACUUCACCCGUGCCUUCUGACUCUAAGGCUCCCCAGCCACACAAGAUCAAGGCAAGCUACAAGGCGUUUGCAGCAAUCCCAACAAACACAUUGCUUCUGGACCAGAAGGAACUUAAUGAACCAGAAAGUGAAGAAAACACUUUGGACACACAUUCAGAGAUCUGUUCCCCUGCCCAGCUGAGACAACAGACCGAAGAGCUGUGUGCUGCAAUUGAUGAAGUCUUACAGGACCCACUGUCUACGCAACAACAUGGUUCUUCCCCAAGUGCCUUGCAGAACCUAUUGGUUUCAGAUACAGGCAAAACAUCUACAGCUUUACAGAGACCAGCUGGACGAGAAACAAGAUUUGCUAACCUCAACUUACGGAUGCCUACAGAGAAUGAAAGUAAAAAGACAAGGCCUGGUGUUAUCCGUCCAACAACUGUGAAAGCGAAAAUAAUAUUUAAAAAGGAGGAUCCUAUCCAACCAAACCCAUUCAAAAAGUACAUGGAAGAAACCACAGAAUCCCAAACUGAACAGGUCAUUUCUCAUGCUGAUUUGCUAACUCCUGGGCCCUUCAGUCAUUUGGGUUCCAUCUUUGCUGAUUCUUAUGACAAUUUCUAUAGUCCUUACCGUCACAAUACUUUGUAUAAUAAGCCCGUUCAUCCAAUAGUGCCUAUUCCAGAAAAUGAAGCACUCAGCUCCAAAGAGCUUCACUCGGUUCGAGUACAAAGCAAGACCGGCGUUCUACCCCACCACGAAAACAAAGAUCGAAGCAGAGGAAGUUUUGCAGACCCAACUAAACCUAACUAA
Euleptes europaea (tarantolino) is the source of this 3043-nucleotide messenger RNA. It is a transcript of the gene MLIP, whose product is annotated as muscular LMNA interacting protein. Gene Ontology annotation, cellular component: PML body; sarcolemma; nuclear envelope. Gene Ontology annotation, molecular function: transcription corepressor activity; lamin binding. Bases 74 to 3043 code for a protein of 989 amino acids. Gene Ontology annotation, biological process: negative regulation of transcription by RNA polymerase II. The record is from RefSeq and is a predicted model, not a curated record. The transcript has 15 exons. NCBI's taxonomy places the organism in Eukaryota, Metazoa, Chordata, Lepidosauria, Squamata, Sphaerodactylidae.